Carlito syrichta (Philippine tarsier) is the source of this 1660-nucleotide messenger RNA. RefSeq names its product zinc finger MYND-type containing 12 (gene ZMYND12). The coding region runs from base 254 to 1351 and encodes 365 amino acids. NCBI's taxonomy places the organism in Eukaryota, Metazoa, Chordata, Mammalia, Primates, Tarsiidae. The record is from RefSeq and is a predicted model, not a curated record. Gene Ontology annotation, molecular function: protein binding. The transcript is spliced from 8 exons.
UAGAGACGGUCCUGGACUCGGAGUCCACUGGAAUCCAGUUGCUUGGCCAUUUGACCUUUGUGAUUUGCGGGUUUUGUGCUUCUUCUUUUUUAAUUUAAAUCCCAAAAUAGGCCCCAGCUGUCAGUCCAGCCACGUCUCUCCCCUGACCUUGAAAUACCGGGAAGGAAGUGGUCCUGCCAUCGUCACGUGACGCCAGGGCUCCCCGAAUGCUCGCCUGGCAACCGUCCUAGAGACCAACACCGCUGGCUGCAGCAUGAACGUGAUCUACCCACUGGCGGUACCCAAGGGUCGCCGACUCUGCUGCGAGGUGUGCGACGCCCCGGCCGAGCGGGUGUGCGCGGCCUGCACAGUCACUUAUUACUGUGGUGUGGUACAUCAAAGAGCUGACUGGUGCAGCAUCCACGAGAAGAUAUGUCAGCUCCUGAUUCCACUGCGCACUUCCAUGCCCUUCUACAACUCAGAGGAAGAGCGGCAACAUGGCCUACAGCAGCUGCAGCGCCGGCAGAAACAUUUGAUUGAAUUCUGCUACACUGUAGCCCAGAAAUACUUGUUUGAAGGAAAACAUGAAGACGCUGUCCCCGCAGCUUUGCAUUCCCUUCGCUUCCGCAUGAACGUGCAUGGCCUGGAUUCAGUUGAGCUUGUGCCUGCUUACCUGCUGUUGGCUGAGGCCAGCCUUGGUCUGGGCCGAAUCAUUCAGGCUGAAGAAUAUCUACUCCAAGCCCAGUGGACAGUGCUGAAAUCAACUGACUGUAGUAAUGCCACCCACUCCUUGCUGCAUCGGAACCUGGGACUUCUCUAUAUGGCUAAGAAUAACUACGAGGAAGCCCGUUAUCAUCUGGCUAAUGAUAUUUAUUUUGCCAGCUGUGCAUUUGGAACAGAGGACAUUAAGACCUCUGGAGGCUACUUCCACCUGGCUAAUAUAUUCCAUGACCUUAAAAAGUUGGACCUGGCAGACACAUUGUACACCAAGGUCUCUGAGAUUUGGUAUAAAUAUUUGAACGAUCACUAUCAAGUCCUCUCACAGGCUCGUAUCCAACAAAUAGAUUUACUGGGCAAACGAUUUGAAACUGACACUGGCUUGGAUGAAGCCCAGGAAGCAGAAGCCAUUCAGAGCCUCACUUCCAUCUUGAACAUUCGAGAAUCUACAUCUGACAAAGCCCCCCAAAAAACUAUCUUUGUUCUGAAAACCCUGGUGAUGCUUUACUACCUGAUGAUGAAUUCUGCAAAGGCACAGGAAUAUGCCAUGAGAGCCCUCAGUCUAGCCAAAGAACAGCAGCUCGAUGUCCAAGAACAAAGCACCAUUCAAGAGUUAUUAAGUCUCAUCUCAGCUGAAGAUCAUCCCAUUACUUAGUGACCCAUGAGCUCUGCAUCAGGGGUUAUUCAAGGAGCUACUAAAUAUGCAGUAAAUUCCAGUCUUUCACAAUGGCUUUGAGGUACUCUAAAUUGCUGAGGCGUCCACCCUCGUCCCUUGGGAUUGCACACAUAGCUGUGAUUUUAUUCUUACAUAGCAUAUGUGGGAGAAUAUAGAGCUUUAGGCAUAGAAAUUAGUAACACUUGCUUAUCAUGUGCUUUGUACUUGGUUUAUUAUGACUUUGUAUGACUGAAUAAUGUGUCAUCAGAUCACUAUAUGGCAUUUGUAAUUAAACUGCACAUAAUUGGU